Messenger RNA from Microplitis mediator, 2610 nucleotides. RefSeq lists its product as uncharacterized. The record is from RefSeq and is a predicted model, not a curated record. Gene Ontology annotation, molecular function: chitin binding. Gene Ontology annotation, cellular component: extracellular region. The coding region runs from base 101 to 1216 and encodes 371 amino acids. The transcript has 2 exons. NCBI's taxonomy places the organism in Eukaryota, Metazoa, Arthropoda, Insecta, Hymenoptera, Braconidae.
CACAAUUAAAAUUACUCUACAAUUAUUAGUUGAAAAUUAAGUUCACAAUAAAGGAUUUUGCGUUCAAAAUUAAAAAGUUGUCCUACGUAAUUAAUAAAAAAUGCUGUACUAUUUAGUAAUUCUAACAACUCUGACAUACUGCAUGGCAACAUCUGAACCAGAGGAUCCAAUUCACGUUGAAAAAUGUCCAGUGAGCUUACAAAAGCGAAACAAUUCAUCUCUAGAGAACAGUAACUGUACAAAAUACUGCAUGUUCUGGAAGAAUCAGCUAAUCGACGAGAUAGUUUGCCCGCGAAAUUUCCAUUACUCACCGAUAAAUGAAACGUGUGUCAGUUCUGGUGACAGCAACUGCGGAGGAUCUAGCAAUGAUAUUAAAAAAAAGGAUUAUGGAAGUUGUAUUGGCAAAUGCCCAAUUUCUGAUGACAUCGAAGAUAUUUUUUACCUUCCGCAUGAUGACUGCACAAAGUAUUGCAUUUGCGCUUUUGGGCACUCGCUCGAAAUGAAAUGUGACGACAAUAAACAUUUUUCAACUCUCGACAACAGAUGCGUCCAUCCUGCUGAAGCUGAUAUGAAGUGUCCAGAUAUAAGGCAUGAAAUUGAAGCAGAGGCUUUUGAUGAGACUGAUGAUUGCCUUGGCCAGUGCCUGCCUCUUAAUGAUAAGGAUCAUAGUUCUCAAAGAAGGAAAAUUAGCCCCCACAGAAAUGAAACAAAAUUUUGUGUUUGUUCAAGCGGUAAAUUUCAAAUUCAUGACUGUCCAAGAAAUCAAGUAUUCAUUGAAAAAGAUCAAUUAUGUAGAAAUCUUAACCCUCGAUCUCCAAAACAAGGUGUUCAUAAUUAUAUUCAAUCUAAUAGUAAAAAUUAUAACAGAAAUGAUAACCAAUUUUCAUCAUCAGACAAAGAUAAAAUCCAUACAUAUACAAAAACAACAGAAACAAAUACAACGGAAACGAAAAAUUUAACUGAUCAAGAAAAAGAAUCAUUAGGAAAUGAAGAGACGACAUUUGAAACGAUAAUCACUAAAAAAAUUAAAAAAACAGAUCAUGAGAUAAUAACGACUGUUUUUAAUACGACAACUACUACGAUAGUAACAGUAACGAGUACGGUUACACCAUUGGUAUCUGGAAAUCAAAAUGAUGGAUCGAGUAGAAGUUCAUCGAUCCCGUCGCCGCAGUGCAAAUUUUUGAUUGAACAGUUGUUGCAAAAAAAAAUACUUUAAGUUAACAUUUAAUGACAGUAAUAUUUUUUUAAAUUGUAUUGAUUUAAAAGUAAUUUGAAUUGAGAAAUUAUUUAUAGACAAUUGGGUAGCAGCUGUCUAUCAAAUAUGUAGCGCGUUGAAAAAUUAGUUUUUGUGUUAGGAAAAAAAGGGGAAAAGCAAAUGUUGAAAAAAAGUGACGAAAGUGUAAAAGUGUUGCGGUGGAAAAAAAAGCUGGCAGGCAUCCAACAAACGAAAACGAGUCGGGUUCCAUGCAACCCCAGCGAUAACGAGUGCACUGCCGAGUAACGAAUUCAAAUUAUUUUAGGCCUGUAUACGGUUAAUUAAAAUGCGGGUGGUUUUAAUAUUUAAGUGAAUUGCUAAUUUGCUUGAGUGAUUUUUUUUUUUUUAGUUUAAAGUGAUAUCCAGUUUAUUAUAUUAUAUGUUAGGGUGAAAGGCUAAAUGUGUCGCAAAAUAUAAAAGGUUUUAGAAAAAAAAAAAAUUUUUUUUCAUAUAUUCUUAAUAAAAUUUAUUGUUAUAAAUUUACAUAUGACUUAAGGGUAAUGGACUUGAAGUGGGGCUCCACCUGUUUUAAGCUGUAAAAAAAUUUCUGUGGCUUUAGAGGGUUCAUUUUUUUCCCUCAAUCGGUUUAUGGACUAGGCGGGUUAAAUCAGAAUGAAAAAAAAGUCUGCAAAAUCGUUAUUUUUGAAUGAGUUAUGAGAGUCCGAAAGCUGGGAAAUUCCCGCACCGACAGAUUACUCGGGUCUCAAAGAGAUUUUUGAAAGCAUAAUAAAGUGCUGCGGCUUAAAAAAAACAACGAUAAUUUAUAGAGUAAAAUAGGUGGAAUUUUACAUUUAAACCCAGAAGAAAAACUAAUUGAGAUUUAACAAGAUCUUGUUUUUUUAAAUUUUCGAUUUACAUUGAUAUCAAUAAAUCUAUUUUGAUUCACAUUUUCUUGAAUCCAUUUUUUUUUUUUUAAAGAUAUCUUUUUUUUUUUUUCAAUUAACAUUUCAAAUUUAUACUUUUUGAUAAUUCGAAUUUUUCAACUUUAGUUUAUGGAAAUAUACACAAAUCUAUAUCGGGUAACAGUACCAAAUAUUGACCGAGCUCUGAUCAAUGACUGGGUACCUAAAGACUCUUAAUAAUUUUUAAAUAUGGAAUUUAAUUCACGAAAAAUAUGCAGUUAUAAGUUGUAAAUUUUUCAUGAAUUGAAUUCCAUAAUUUAAAAAUUUUAAAGUGUCUUUAAAUACCCAGUCAUUAAUUGGAGCUCGAUCAAUAUUUGGUAUACUGUCACCCGAGAUCUAAAUAAUAAAAAAAUGAGAUCUAAAUUAUUCUUUCCCAGGCACUUUAUCGAUUGUAAAAUAAUAUAACUAUACAUAUUGUUGAUGUACAAAAAAAAAAUUAUUAUUAAUUUGAAA